AAAGUUUUUGUGUUGAAAAAGAAGUUGCCUUUUUCAUUUCAGGAUUUCCCUGUGAUUCUUCAAACUUUUUUGCUCUCUGCUCUGCUUUUCCUAGUUUCUUGCCCAUCAACCCCUUUCUCUCUUUUUCUUGUGUGUUAGAACUGAUAAAGGGCAGAGCUUAAUUCCUACUUCUGAUUCUUUAUUUUUUUUGUUUUUAAUUUCUUUUCUGUGUUUUAGUUGACCCUUUCUCGAUGUUAUUGUUUUCUCCAUGAAGUGUGGUUCAUGGAGGUAGAUAGUGAAGAGUCCAGAAAAUAAGAAUCCAAGCUUGGGACAAGUCCUGUGAUUUUAGAUGGGCGGCAUGGUGACUUUUGCUAUGUAGAUAGUGAUUUCAAUGGAGGAGAUGUAUGGGGCGGUUGCGGUGCCAUUUAGGGUAGGUAAUUCGAUCUUUGACAAUCUAAGUGUGGAGAGUUGUAUGGAUGUAAUGAACUUGUUGAUGGCUAGCCAAGAAAGCUCGUCUCCAGAGACUGUAACUAAAAGUAAUUCUGGGAAUGGUGACGAUGACGAUUGUCUUCUUGGUGAUUCGGGAAGUGAAGUUGGUUUCUCAGUGUCGUUGGGAUCUGUAGAGACUAGGACUGGAGUGUCUUCCAUGCUGGCUAUGACUUCAGAGGACGAAAGCAACUGGUUAGCUGUUGAUGCUGUUGUGCGCGAAAGUGAAGAAGACUGCUCGUCUUCAUUGGAGGGCGACCGCAUUCUUGAUAGCUCUUGCUCCUUGUCUGUGGUGAGUGAUACUAGUAGCCUAUGUGGUGAUGAUCUGUUAGCUUUUGAGACCAAUUCAGAGGUUGGAACGCAAUUUUUAGACAUCGAGAAGAGCAUCUGUGAUGCUGAACCUCUCCCGGGGACCAGAGAUUUGGGAGAACCGAUUGAGGGUACAGUUCUCGGUGAUCCUUUGUCUAUAGCUGUGUGCAAUAGGCACGAGAUUGCUGGUGGUGUCAGCACAAAAUCAUCUGAAGCUGAUGUUCAGUUGGAUAAAAGGCCAAGUGGAAAGGCUAGUCGAAGUGUUUUCGAGGUGGAUUAUGUGCCUCUCUGGGGUGUUAUAUCUGUGUGUGGUAGAAGACCGGAAAUGGAAGAUGCAGUGGCCACUGUGCCUCGGUUUAUGAGAAUUCCAAUCCAGAUGCUAAUUGGCGACUGUGUAAUUGAUGGAGUGACUUCCCGCUUAAGUCAUUUGACUGGCCAUUUCUUUGGAGUCUAUGAUGGCCACGGUGGCUCUCAGGUUGCUAAUUAUUGCAGAGAUCGGAUUCAUUCUGCCUUGACUGAGGAGUUGGAAAUUAUCAUGAACAACAUGAAUGAUGGGAGUGAUAAGGAUAAUUGUGAACAGCAGUGGAGAAGAGCGCUCACUAGAUGUUUCAUUAAGGUUGAUGAUGAGAUUGGAGGGAGAGCUAGACUUGAACCUGUUGCUCCAGAAACUGUUGGCUCUACUGCUGUCGUCACCAUAGUUUGUUCAUCACAUAUAAUAGUGGCUAACUGUGGUGAUUCAAGGGCUGUGCUCUGCCGUGGCAAACAACCGAUGGCCCUCUCCGUGGAUCACAAGCCUAAUCGGGAGGAUGAAUACGCAAGAAUUGAAGCAGCAGGAGGCAAGGUGAUUCAGUGGAAUGGACAUCGUGUCUUUGGGGUCCUUGCGAUGUCUAGGUCUAUUGGAGAUAGAUAUCUGAAACCAUGGAUAAUUCCAGAUCCUGAAGUAAUGUUUGUCCCCCGGGCUAAGGAGGACGAAUGCCUCAUUCUCGCCAGUGAUGGUUUAUGGGAUGUUAUGACAAAUGAGGAAGUUUGUGACAUCGCUCGUAAGAGGAUACUACUCUGGCAUAAGAACAACGGAGUGACACUCCCAUCAGAAAGGGGUGAAGGAAUUGAUCCCGCAGCUCAAGCAGCAGCCGAGUAUCUAUCAAACCGCGCACUUCAAAAGGGCAGCAAAGAUAACAUCAGUGUAGUGGUCGUAGACCUCAAGGCUCAAAGAAAGAUUAAAAGCAGAACAUAGCAUGAGAUAUAGCAUAUAAUCAUUUCUCAAUGUCCUACUAAAAUUUUCUUAUUCAGAAUAGAAUUCUCAUUUGGUCCAUGCCCAUCUGUUUUAUCCGAGGGCUAUAUAUAGCUUUACUAGAAUAGCAGUCAUAAUGUCUGUAGGGUAGCAUUACUACUCUGGAAGUCUUUCAGAGUCUGAAAGUUUUUAUUCCAAUUGCUGGUGAUGUAGCCUGGCUAUUUGAAGCAGAAAGUUGGACUCAUCACUCCGAGAAGCAGGGGCAUUAUCAUGCCUCCGAGUUUAAAGACUCUGCGAGGUGCAUCAGUUUAAGUUGUAUUAACAAUAUCUAGCUUUGCAGAAUGAAUGAAAUUCCUUUCUCAAAUUAUAAGAUAA
Sesamum indicum (sesame) is the source of this 2380-nucleotide messenger RNA. RefSeq names its product protein phosphatase 2C 50. Gene Ontology annotation, biological process: protein dephosphorylation. NCBI's taxonomy places the organism in Eukaryota, Viridiplantae, Streptophyta, Magnoliopsida, Lamiales, Pedaliaceae. The record is from RefSeq and is a predicted model, not a curated record. Gene Ontology annotation, molecular function: protein serine/threonine phosphatase activity; cation binding.